AUGGCAAGGUGCCCUAAGCAGAGGAAGAAGGUUGUCAUUGCUGCAGUGUCCAUGUACUUGGAGCUCUUGCUCAAUUUCAUCAAGCUCCUUGUACAAUAUUAUGAUGCGUUAGAAGCUGAAGGUGCGCAGAUGUUAGAGCAUGUUUGUUCUUGGGAGACACCAAUAGGUAGACAAUUAGCUAGGAACUCUUUUAUGCGGUGUAUCGUUUCCCAUGGCGACAUAUCUUGCACCAUGCUUGUUAGAAUGAACUGUAGGACUUUUCAGAAGCUUUGUAAGCUUCUUAGAGAUGAGGGUGGCCUUAGGUGUACUUGGAACAUUGAGAUAGAUGAAAUGGUUGCAAUUUUUCUUUACACCAUAGCCCAUAACGAGAAGAAUCGUCAACUUCAAGUUACCUUUCGUCGUUCAGGAGAAACGAUUUGUAGGGUGAUCAAGAGUGUUCUUCGUUCGGUUUUGAAACUUCACUCUAUCUUACUUCGUAAACCCAAGCCGGUUCUUGAAAAUUCAGAUGAUCCAAAAUGGAAGCACUUCAAGAAUUGCCUUGGAGCACUUGAUGGGACAAUAGUCAAUGUACGUGCAACGAAAGAAAAUCAAGAAAGAUACCGUACUCGUAAGGGAAUGUAUUGA
Messenger RNA from Linum trigynum, 624 nucleotides. Lineage: Eukaryota; Viridiplantae; Streptophyta; Magnoliopsida; Malpighiales; Linaceae. The record is from the annotation of a GenBank genome assembly.